ACUGACGAAGAAAGGGCGAUGUCCUACCGCAUGAUCACAAUGGUGUCCAGCUUCGCAAAAGACGGGUCUCUCCCAAGCCUGGAGGACGGGAGUCCCUGGCCGCUCUUCUCGAAGGCUUCCAACUACUCGUUCGUCGACCUCGCACACUCCGGGUUCACGCUUGGCGGCGCCACUCCCGAGUGUCCCUUGCUAGAGAUCAUGAGGAUGAUCUUGAACCCGGACAAGUCGGACCGGCGAGCUAUCGACAGUGCUUGGACGCCCGAAGUCGUCAGCUUGGCACUGGACAUGCUUGCCGCGAUACCGGCGCGAGCUCUUGAGAUCGCCGCCACCACUCAUGCCCAUGCUUACAAAGGCCAAUGAAUAUGCCAUACGCUCGAACCCUCCAGUGUUCACUGCGCCUUUCGGGGUGUUAAAAAGCUAUCAGCUUGCAACACGUU
Molecule: messenger RNA, 437 nt
Organism: Dermacentor andersoni
Lineage: Eukaryota; Metazoa; Arthropoda; Arachnida; Ixodida; Ixodidae
Source: RefSeq, a predicted model, not a curated record